Molecule: messenger RNA, 1963 nt
Organism: Rhododendron vialii
Lineage: Eukaryota; Viridiplantae; Streptophyta; Magnoliopsida; Ericales; Ericaceae
Product: amino acid transporter AVT6A-like
Exons: 5
Coding region: 357-1772 (471 amino acids)
Biological process (GO): amino acid transmembrane transport
Molecular function (GO): amino acid transmembrane transporter activity
Source: RefSeq, a predicted model, not a curated record
AUCAACAAUCAUAAUCGAAUAGUAUAUAAGCUAUUGAACAAUAGGACCCAAAUACUAUGAGCGUCUUCUCCAACAGUCGAUCACUGGUCACGACUUCAGCCUCCGAUCCUGAUAAGAACGCUGACAUCUACAUCUAGUAUCUAACCCCCCAAAUUCCCAAUACCUAUAAAUAUAUUCAUUCCUCAUCUCAUCCAUAGUGUUCCCUAUAUAUACUACUCCGUAUUAUGAAUCCUCUCAUCCAUAUCACAAUCCAACAUUCUUAUCAAUCAUGAUAUAAUCAUUCUUCCACGUACAACUACAUAUAGAAUUUGAAACUCACCCAGAAACCCAAGAACCCAUUUCAGAACCCAAGAAAAAUGGAGAUCAAAUCACCAAACCAGCACAACACCACCCAAAACCCACCAAGAAAUUACCACAAAGACGCUCCCCUGAUUGACGAAAAUGCCCCUCUGGUGCCACCCAACAAGAUAGGGGACGAUCUUGAAACGACCCAAGAACAAGAUUUCAACGGUGCUUCGUUUUCCGGCGCGGUUCUCAACCUGUCCACCACCAUUAUCGGCGUCGGGAUCAUGUCGAUGCCGGCCGCCAUGAGGGUUCUGGGCCUCGGCCUCGGCGUCACUGUUAUAGUGGUUGUUGCAGUAUUGACAGAGGCUUCUAUUGAAAUGCUGCUGAGGUUUAGUAGGAUUAGUGGGUCUGGUUGUUAUGGUGGUGUUAUGGGUGAUGCUUUUGGGAAUCGUGGCAGGAAGUUGUUGCAAGUUUGUGUGAUCAUCAAUAAUGUUGGCGUGCUUAUUGUCUACAUGAUUAUCAUGGGUGAUGUGCUAUCCGGGACAUCUUCCAGCGGGGUUCACCAUGCUGGCAUUUUGGAAGGUUGGUUUGGGGAACAAUGGUGGACUGGGCGUGGUUUUGUUGUUCUGGUUACAACUCUUGCUGUGUUGGCUCCCUUGGCAUUUUCUAAGCGCAUCGAUACAUUGCGAUUCACAUCUGCUUUAGCUGUUGCACUGGCUUUUGUUUUUCUACUUACUGCUGCGGGAAUCGCAGUUGUCAAGUUGGCAAAUGGAAGUAUUGGGAUGCCUAGAUUGCUUCCUGAUUUUACUGAUAUGCAUUCAGUUUGGAAACUUUUUACAGUGGUUCCUGUGCUUGUAAUGUCAUAUGUCUGCCACUUCAAUGUACACACAAUUGGCAAUGAACUCAAAGACUCUUUGCGGAUACAAUCUGUCGUACAGACCUCACUGGCUCUUUGCUCUUCCGUUUACAUACUCACAAGCUUCUUUGGAUUCCUGCUUUUCGGCGACUCAACUCAAGAUGAUGUACUGGCCAACUUUGACACCGACCUUGGCAUCCCUUAUAGCUCAUUGCUUAAUGACCUUGUUCGAAUCACAUAUGCCCUCCACCUCAUGCUAGUUUUCCCCAUACUCUUUCAUCCACUGCGCCUUAAUGUGGAUGGCCUCUUUUUUCCCUCUGCAAUGCCUUUAGUGUCUGAUAACAGCCGGUUUGCAUUGAUCACUCUAGGGCUUAUUUCACUUGUUUACUUGGGUGCUAAUUUUAUCCCCAGCAUUUGGGAUGCUUUCCAGUUCACUGGAGCAACUGCUGCAGUUUGUCUCGGGUUCAUUUUCCCUGCUGCAAUUGCUCUACGGGAUCCCCACGGGAUAGCUACCAAGAAGGACAAGAUCUUAUCCGUGUUCAUGAUCUGUAUCGCUGCGUUUGCGAAUCUGGUGGCCAUUUACAGCGAUGCCUACGCCUUAUUCACCAAGAACGCGUCUCGUAGCGCAUGAUGUUUCCCUCACUCGCGUAUAGAAUCAAACCGCAUCCCCAAUUGGAUUCUGUUUAGAGCUCAUCUAUUUUUUUUAUUUAUUAUUUUUUUUGAUAGGAGUUCAAUACCCAAGUUGGAAUGUUUAUUUUGUUGUACAGUUUGUCCAUAUAUUUCUCAAAUCUUGUCCCAUUUGUACAGUUGUGCAUAAUUUUG